Molecule: messenger RNA, 1386 nt
Organism: Ornithodoros turicata
Lineage: Eukaryota; Metazoa; Arthropoda; Arachnida; Ixodida; Argasidae
Exons: 12
Coding region: 150-1358 (402 amino acids)
Source: RefSeq, a predicted model, not a curated record
GAGCUGCACACAACACCAACACCACGCCAUUUUACUUAGCACGCUUGGAGCGCGUUGACGUCCUGUAGGGUGUAGGUCGUUUAUUGUGGGCAUUGCUGGAUGCAUCAGGAUUGACCGAGCUUCGCGUGGUUUCCAGAAAACUGAAAAAAAUGCCCAAAGAAUAUGCGGUGGUCAGGUUUCCUGAAGAAGACGACAAAGUGGAACUCGUGCCAGCAUCAUGGCUCAUCGCAGGUGGUGAAUUUUGCCUGUGGCCGCCAGAAAGUUGUGUUUCUAUCCAAGACGCGAUAAGGGCGUGCAAAGGACCCGGAGCAGGCUGGGCUCUUUGCCCCGUCGUGAAAAUGAAGGAAAGUUACGGGUACCGGCGCGGUCUCAAAAAGCUGAAGCUGGCGCUUGACACGUCGGAUCUCGAUACACACGGCCCGGCGCAAUCUGAAGCUUCAGACCAUGAGGUUGACAAGGAGAACACCUCUGCCCCAACAGAGUCCAUGCUGUUCAACACAAGUGUAGGGGCCAACAGUGACGAAAUCGUGCCGCCCCCUAAGCGGCGUACUAUUUUGCCACCUCCACCAGCCAAGAAAACAAAUGUUGCUGCACGAGUAUUUGGAGUUAGUGGUUUCUGCCAAAAUAAUGGUGAAACUGAAGAAAUCCUAAUUGAUCACGACCUCCCAUGUUCGUCACCGCCAAGCACCAACACCCAGAAUGUCAGAGUGCCAGUUGCUCCAACCCCCAGAAUUUCAGUUGCCUCUACGUCUCGUGAUCAAGGUAGAGGCAUGAUACUAUGUGGAAGCAAUGCUAAUGGGGCACGUGCAACAGCUACUGCAGCCCAGACCACAGGAGCUGAAAACUCCACUAGCUUGAAUGGAUUUCAAGAAAAAUGCAUCAGGUUACUCCUUGAGAACCGGUUGCUGCUCCGCGAGCUGACUAAACGUGUGGCAUCCCUUGAAAACAACGCUUCUCUUGUACCAGCUGAGCACCAAUUGUCAUGUGAUGCUGCACUACUGAUUGAGCAGCCACUGUCUUCAAUAGAAGAGCUAGAAGACGUGGAAAGAGCAUUACGUGAACCGACGAAUCGCCUAGCCAUCCUAGGUGGUGGUGACUUCAAGGAAAUUGUCAAGCUUGCCCUGGACCGGACUAUGAAGAACACACUUCAGGCGCAGUAUAGCGUAGAGGGACGUAGAGGCAAGCGGUCUUUUAAGACCCUCUCCUUGUGCAGCGUGAUUGUUGCUGCAGUGCUGCAGCGCAUGGAUGCUCUAAAGAUCCCAGUGACCGAAGCCGAUUUUCAUGGACGCAUCGGGAAAUAUCUGGCUGGAGCAUGCGACAGAGAUGGUGGCCGAAAACGACGGAUGAAAGAAAUCUAAAUAAAUAAAUAAAUUUGACUCACUUGUU